This is a messenger RNA of Diospyros lotus (date-plum), 1059 nucleotides long. Its product is annotated as NDR1/HIN1-like protein 1. The record is from RefSeq and is a predicted model, not a curated record. Gene Ontology annotation, biological process: defense response to other organism. Lineage: Eukaryota; Viridiplantae; Streptophyta; Magnoliopsida; Ericales; Ebenaceae. The transcript has a single exon. Bases 98 to 721 code for a protein of 207 amino acids.
CAAGUAACAAAAAACUCCACCCUGGCCUCUUCUCUUUUCCCCCAAGAGCGAAUUCUCUCCAAACCAACCCUCUCCCUUUUCCCUAAGCCGCCUUCCCAUGUCGGAGAAGUGCAGCCACCACCGGGGUAAGUGGCGGAAGCGGCUCCGGCCGAUUUGCGCCGGCCUUCUCAUCUUCAACUUCAUUCUCCUCGUCGUGAUCCUCAUCAUUUGGGCCAUCCUCCAGCCCAAGAAGCCUCGGUUCGUCCUCCAGGACGCCACCGUCUACGCCUUCAACGUCUCCGGCGGCACCUUCCUCACCUCCAAUUUCCAGGUCACCAUAGCCUCCCGGAACCCCAACGACAAGAUCGGCAUCUACUACGACCGGCUCGACGUCUACGCCACCUACCAUAGCCAGCAGAUCACGCUCUACACUCGAAUUCCCUCCGUCUACCAAGGCCACAAGGACGUCAACGUUUGGUCUCCGUUCGUCUCCGGCAACAACGUCCCGGUGGCGCCGUACAACGGGAUGGCGCUCGGACAGGACCAGGCGGAUGGCCAAGUGAUGAUCACGAUCAAGAUGGAUGGACGGGUGAGAUUCAAAGUGAACACGUUUGUCUCCGGCCGGUACCACCUCUACGUCAAGUGUCCGGCGAUAAUCACCUUCGGCAGCCGGAGCACCGGCGUGGUCAUGGGCAACGCCGUAAAGUACCAGCUCUACUCCAGGUGCAGCGUCACCGUUUGAUGGAUAGACCCAGUUAACGCCGUUAAAUUGUUGUUUCUAUCUGACCAGUCGUAUAAUUGACGCCGUUUAAGAUUAUUAUUAUUAUUAUUAUUGUUGUUGUUGUUAUAAUUUUUUUUUUUUUUUUUUGUUAUCUGGAAUUGUACAUUUAAAUAAAGAAUAAAAAGAUAGAAACAAGAUAGCAAGAAGGCUACAAAUGUGAUGAUAGGUUCAAGUUGUACGAGGGAGAAAUUAUUGUGGCUGAUAAAUUAUAAAAUUGGGCAAUAAUUGUUUGUUGGGAGGAAUGGAAAAGUCAAGAAGUCGUGAAUGGAAUUGGUGGGUGUUGGUGUCAUGGUGUGUCA